Molecule: messenger RNA, 3392 nt
Organism: Manduca sexta (tobacco hornworm)
Lineage: Eukaryota; Metazoa; Arthropoda; Insecta; Lepidoptera; Sphingidae
Product: polynucleotide 5'-hydroxyl-kinase NOL9
Exons: 5
Coding region: 187-2943 (918 amino acids)
Biological process (GO): cleavage in ITS2 between 5.8S rRNA and LSU-rRNA of tricistronic rRNA transcript (SSU-rRNA, 5.8S rRNA, LSU-rRNA)
Cellular component (GO): nucleus
Molecular function (GO): polynucleotide 5'-hydroxyl-kinase activity
Source: RefSeq, a predicted model, not a curated record
GGUAUGUCAAACUGACAUUCGGAGAACUGUGGAGGUUAGCGAAUUGUAAACUUUGCAAAUAAGUUUAGAAUUUUCAUAUUUAAUAAAAAGGGCACAAUAAUACAUUGCCAAAGAUAUUUUUUCUGGACUUCUGGGUUUUCAAUAUCAUCGUUUUUAGCUUCAUUCAUUACUCUAUACAUAAUAAAAAUGGAUUUCUUCGAAAGAGCGCAUGUUAUAAAAAAACCCGCGGUGAAAACUACUAAAUCAGAUGAAACAGUGAAGAAACAACUAAAGCAGAUGCUCCGUGGUUAUAAACAAAAUGAUACCAAGAUUAUUAAACAGGCAGAGAAUUUAAAAAUUGAUCUCGACGACACUAUAUUCAGUGUCGAAGAUUCGGAUUCAGUAAGCGGUUUUUCAGACUUAAAUCUGACUAAUUCUAGUAAUGAGAACGAAAAAUCUAAGGAUACUAUCUCGGAUGUCGAGAGUGUUCUAAAUACAAGUAAAAGUAGUAGUAUUUUAAAUGAAGAAGAAAACCAAAAUAAAAGUUUGAUACAAAGCGCAGAGUCAAUAUCCGAGUUUGAAGACGAUAUCCAAUCUUUGCCUGAGAAUACACAGGAAGUUACUAAUACAACAAUGUCAGAAAACAGUGAUGAUACAUGGGAUCUUGAUAAAACAACAGACAGCAAUAUAAACAGUGACUCUGAUAAAUUUGAUCCAGAUGGUGCUCUCGCUUGUAAAAUACUUAAAAGAAUUAAUGAUAGAGAAAAUGCAAAACCCAAAAAGAGGAAAUUGGACAGAAUAGAAACAUCAAGUGAUGAAUCUACAGAACAUACUAAUAUUAUUAGACAAAAAGAAAAUACACAAAAUUAUGUUCAAUUAAAACCAGUUGAAAAAGAUGAGGACUCUGAAUCUACAGACAACACUGAUACUAGCACUCAAGAUUCAGUCUCAACCACUAUAUCAUCACCUUACAUCUCACUAACAGCAACUGAAAUGACUGAACAGAGCCUGAGUGAGAUCUUGGGAGAGUACCGACAUCCGACCACGAGAAACAUACCGUGUGAGAAACAAAAUGUUAUUUGCUCAAUGGAUUAUAGUGAAAUCUUCCCCACAGAAAGUGUAGAGGUAGCUAACAUUGUGACAGAAGAUGAAGUGGAUAGUUUGGUGCCAGAAUUAGGUGAUGAACCCACAGUGGAAGAUUUAGAAGAGCCACCUAAUGUUACUUUAGAAGCACCACUUGAUGAGCCAUCAGAAAUUGAAGAUACAUCAGAGAUGGUAAAACCUCUGGAUGACAGUCUGCAUGCUGGCUCUGUGGAUUCAGAUGUUGAAAAUCCUAUAAAAGUAUAUUAUGGGACAGACACAUGCAUUUUCAUUUUAAAACAUCCCACUAAGAUUUACUUGCAUGGUAAAGUAAAGGCUAAGGCACUUGGAGGAACAAUUGAAGUAUUUGGAUAUACACUAAACAAUGAAUUUUCUGAAAUAUAUGCCCCAACGUUUAAUUUUGCUCAAUGUAUCAAAACAGUUGAAUGUGAAAAUACAUAUUACGGUUUGUUUAGGAAGUUAACAUCAUCAGGGAUCUCAAUACAAGAUGCUGAAGAAAUAGUAACAACGAUUGGAGAGUAUGAUGGAGUACUCUGCCUCUCAGCCCUGAGCAACCAAAGAAUAGAUUUUGUUGAAAAUAAUUUUACUACUAUGGAUCUGUUUAAGAAACCAAAAAAGUAUAACAGUGGUGAUAGUAGCAUCCAAAUGGCUUCAGAGUUCUUGGAUUGUUCUUUAUAUUUGACACAACCUGGCAGGUGUUUUGUGGAGAAUGUCAAAUGGGAGCAGAUUAUUGGUUGUGGUUUAGACAGUCGUAGUAGAGCUAUAAUCUGUGGUGGUAAGAAUACUGGCAAAUCAACAUUCCUUAGAUAUUACAUAAAUAAGCUGGUAGCAAAUGGACCUAUACUAGUCAUUGACUUGGAUCCUGGACAAGCUGAGUUGACAGUAGCGGGCAAUGUGUCAGCUACGGUGGUCACAAAACCAUUAUUAGGUCCAAACUUUACGCAUCUACAGAAACCAGAUAAGAUGCUAAACAUUGGCUUGAUAAGCACUAUGGACAGUCCAUCUCGGUACGCUUCAGCCCUGAUCAGUCUCUUCGAAUAUUGCAACUCGAAUGAGAACUACAAAAACAUGCCAUGGGUGGUGAAUACCAUGGGAAUGUCCAACAAUUUGGGUCUAAAGUUCAUUACACUAACUAUACUGCUUGCUCAACCAACACUCUUAGUUCAAAUGGAUUCGAUCAAUCACAAGAAGCGAUUUGAAAUAGAUCUACACCCGUUGAGUGUCCAAGGUUUUUUGGAUAGCAAUAAUUACGACAGAAUUUUCAAAAAUGUGCCUCAUUCUGAAAAGAUUGAGUACACUUUCAUAAUAUCUAGUCCGGUAGAACUGGGAGCGAAGACUGAAGUAGGGUUAGCAGCGAGGGACCAGAGGUAUUUGAAUUUCCUGGCGUAUUUCGGCGAGUUGAUGGAUAUUCACACUGGGCCUAGUAUAUUGGGAAUUGUGCCUUAUGAAGUGAAAUUUGAGGAUAUAAAUAUUGCCACCAAUGCAAGCGUACGAAAAGAAGCGAUAAUUAGGGUGAUCAAUGGCAAAAUAUUAGCACUCUGUCAAACGACAACGCCAGAUAAAGGGAGAGUGUUUAAUUUGAGCGAUAAUCCGGUGUUGUGUCUUGGCCAUGGUUUAGUCCGUGGAGUUGACUUUGACAAAAACCUUUUGUAUAUUAUAACUCCGGUACCUGCGUGUACUUUGCCUCAAGUCAACACAUUGGUGUAUUCAGACUGGGUGCCAGAACUCAAAGGACAAGACCUACAGCUGCCAAAUGGGACGGUCAUCCCAUAUCGCACCACAUCCAACCAGAAGAAUCUCAUGACCACUCCACAUCGUCGCUUCAACCCAUUAAAACUAUUGAAAAUGUCAAGGAAAUCCUAAAUUGAAACCUUCAGUUAUUAGUUAAUAAAUUUGUAAUUGGAAUAGAUCCAAAAUAAUUAUCUUAAAUUAUAAAAAGAAGUCUAAUGAUAAUAAUGUUAAUGUAUAUUAGAAAGAUAAUUUUGUACUUACAAUACUAAUAAAACAUAACAUAAAUGUUUUUAACUUAAAUAUUUUUCCCCCAUCGACCAUUUAUUUAUAAAUGCUGUAUUAAAUUUUUAUAAAAAGUAAAAAGAGUCCUAGAAGAAUAAUGUUAAACAUGGGGUUGGUUUACUAAUAAAUUAUAUAAGCAAGAUAAAAUGUCACACAAAUUGAUAUUACAAUACAACAGCCGCGCAUACGUACAGAACGCUGGAGCUUUAGCUGAGAGGCACUUAGCGAGAGUGGGGCUCACGCUCCAUGUCAAAUAAACAUCCUACACAAAUUUAAACAUCACUAUUUUAUUGAAAAAA